AUGAAGCCAAAACAUCCUAAAUUGUCCCGUACUUGUAAUGCGGAAAAAACAACACCGCAAAUACAAAUAAUACCUGAUGACAAUAAUUCCAAUGAAGAAUUAGCAGAUCCUUUUGUAUGUGGUAGUGAUUCUAUGGAUGAAGAUAAGAGUUUUGAGCCUGGUCCUGGCGAUAGUGUGUCAGAUAGUGAUAGUGAUGACAGCGUUUCUUCGCCAAACACCAGCAGUGCCAUCACACAAUCUGUUUCAAAUAAAACUCAAUAUAAGAAAAGAAAACUUAAUAACGUUAUUGUCAAAAAUAAGAGGGAUAGAGCACUGGGAGUUAGCGGAAAGCUAUUGACGACUUUUUUUACAAUGGUAUCCACGUCUACAAACAAUAACGACAAAGUCGGAACUUGCCAAAUAUGCAAAAAACAAAUUCAAAUGAAGAAUGCUAAUAACACAGGAUUAAAGAGACAUUUAUUUGCACGUCAUCAAAAGCAAUAUCAUGAAAUAUUUCCCGAAGUUGAGGCUGCAGCAAUAGCAGAAGCGAAAAAGUCUGGAUCUCGACAAGGAAACAUAAAAGAAAUGUUUAAUUUUGAUUUACAAAAUCAGAGUAAAAAGCCACCCGCUAUUACCCAGAAGAAGUUUGAAGAAAAGCUAGUUGAAUGGAUAGCUGUUAAAUAUCUUCCAUUCAGUUUUUUUGACGAUGAUCAGACGCAAGAAAUUUUUCAUGACUUCCGCCAGUUAGAAGAUUCCUCAGCUCUGUUGCCUAAACGUAGCGCUAUGAGGUCAAAAGUGGUACAACAUUUCUCUAAUAUGAAAAAUACUGUUAUGCAAAUCUUGAAAGAAAACCAAUCGAAAUAUUCCUUUACCGUUGAUGGUUGUACAUCGGUUUCUAACAAAUCUUACUAUGGUAUAACUUGUCAUUUUAUAGACGACACUUGGACAUUUCAAUCGCUUGUAAUAGAUUUUGUUCCCUCGCGUGGCCAACAUACCGGCAAAGAUAUUGGUCACUGUUUUUAUAAUUCGCUAGUUACAUACGAUUUGCAACAGAAAAUCCAAGGAAUUACUGAAGACAAUGUUUCUGCCAACACCUUAUUUAUGUCUGAACUUUCAAAAAUUAUUCACGAAAAACAUGGUAAAUUAUUUGAUGAAGAAGAUCAACAUUUUCGUUGUAUUGCUCACGUGCUAAAUUUAGCUGUGCAAGACUUAUUGAAGAUAUUAAAAAUUGAAAAUGACGGCGCUGACGCUGAAAUUGAAGCUGACACUGAAGACGAAGAAAUGGAAAUCGAAAACGAAAACUGUGAUGAUGAAGAAGAUACCAAUGUUGACACUUCCCCUGUUUUAAAAAUACGAGCUUUAUGCAAAAAAAUUAAAGCUUCGGAGCAAUGGCAGCUUAAAUUAAAAACCUGUUGCGAGCUAACUAAUGUCAAAAUGUUAACGCUCAUCAUUGACGUGCCUACAAGAUGGAAUUCGACAUUUGACAUGAUUAAAGUAUCAUUGAAAAUGCGACAUCCCCUCAACGCUCUUUGCGACAACAACGCCAAACUGAAAUUUUUACGCGUAAAUGAAAAUGAGUGGGAUCUGCUCAAACAAAUCUGUGGUCAUCUUCAUAGUUUCAAAUCUUUGUCUACUCUUCUUGGUGGAGAAAAAUACGUUACACUACCAAUGGUAGUGAUGAGCCUCAACAUUCUAAUCGACAAACUAGAAGAGGACGCACAACAUCUAGAUCAGAAAAUUGAUAGAACUGAAGUAGACGAAGCUAUAAUUUUAGCUCUGCAAGCUGCUCGCGACAAAAUUCUCAAGCACUAUGCGAAGACAAACUGGGUCCAGGUCACUCCUAUGUAUCAAUUCAUGGGCUACCUGUCAGCUUCAUGA
This is a messenger RNA of Phaedon cochleariae (mustard beetle), 1857 nucleotides long. The record is from the annotation of a GenBank genome assembly. Lineage: Eukaryota; Metazoa; Arthropoda; Insecta; Coleoptera; Chrysomelidae.